Cebus imitator (Panamanian white-faced capuchin) is the source of this 1056-nucleotide messenger RNA. RefSeq names its product olfactory receptor 51L1-like. Lineage: Eukaryota; Metazoa; Chordata; Mammalia; Primates; Cebidae. The transcript has 2 exons. Gene Ontology annotation, biological process: G protein-coupled receptor signaling pathway. Gene Ontology annotation, molecular function: olfactory receptor activity. Gene Ontology annotation, cellular component: membrane. The record is from RefSeq and is a predicted model, not a curated record.
AUGACCUGUAACAUGAGAAAGCUUCAGCCAAGGAAACUCUCACAAACAUGUGGAAGUCAAAAUCUCAUUGCUCAGGAGGAAGCAAACUUUAUCCUUUUGAAAUUGACAAUGCCCUCUCUAUCAAGUGCCAACUUGAGCUUCUCUACAUUCCUGCUGACGGGCUUCCCAGGCCUCGAGUGGGCUCACCAGUGGAUCUCACUGCCCAUUUUUGUAGGAUACCUUGUGGCCCUUGUGGGUAAUGCCACCAUCUUGCAUCUGGUAUGAACCGACUGUUCCCUCCACCAGCCCAUGUACUACCUCCUGGCCAUCCUGGCUGUGACGGACUUGGGCUUGUGUAUGUCCAUGCUGCCCUCUGUGUUGGGCGUGCUGUGGUUUGAUGCUCGCACAGUGAGCUUGGUGCCCUGUGUUCUGCAGCAGCAUUUCCUCCACUCUUUCUCCUUCAUGGAGUCAGCCGUACUCUUUGCUAUGGCUCUGGACUGCCUAGUGGCCAUCCGAUUCCCACUGCGCUAUGCGUCUGUGCUCACAGGUCCCCGUAUGGCAUUGGUUGGGGCUGUGCUGAGUGUGCGAACUGCCGCCAUCACUGCUGCACCUUCAUUGCACCUGUUAACAUUUAACUACUGUCGCCCUGGGGCACUCUCCCAUGCUUACUGUCUUCACCAAGACAUGAUCUGCCUGGCCUGCUCUGACACACAUUUUAAGAGACUCUAUGGGCUGUGCAUCAUUAUGCUGGCCAUGGGCGGUGAUGUUCUUUUCAUCCUGCUCUCUUACACUGUCAUCCUCCGCACGGUGCUGGCCAUUGCCUCUGCAGGGGAGCGGCUGAAGGCCCUCAAUGCUUGUGUCUCCCACAUCCUGGCCGUGCUCUGCUUCUAUGUGCCUGCACUAGGCUUGUCCAUUGUCCACAGGUUUGGACACCAUACCUCGCCCUUGGUGCACAUCCUCAUGGGCACUGUCUCUGUGCUCCUUCCACCCUGGAUGAACCCUGUUAUCUACAGCAUCAAGACCCAGCAGAUUCGCAGGGCCAUUCUCAAGGUGAUUUCGCUGGGGAAGAUAAAAUGA